AUGCUAUUAAAUGUAUCUUUAAUGAAAUCAUUAAAUAGUCGUGGAUAUUAUUUAGAGAAAAAAAUAGGACAAGGAUCGUUUGGAAGUGUUUAUCAAGCGUUUUACAGAAGAAGACCUUAUAUUAAGAAAAAACAAAAAUUAGCCUGCAAAACUGUAAACGGAUCUGAAGCAUCGGAAAUAUUUCUAAAUAAAUUUUUACCUCGAGAAGUUGAAGUUCUAUGUCUUGUGAAACAUCAAUACAUAGCAGAAAUUCACAGCAUUCUACAAUGUCAAGAUAUUGCUUUUAUUUUCAUGGCUUUUGCUGAAAAUGGAGAUUUGUUAAAAUACUUAACAGGAAAUGGUAAAGUGGACGAGCCACAAUCGAGAAUUUGGUUUUCACAAAUGGUUUCAGCAAUCAAAUAUCUUCACUCUCUUCACUAUGCUCAUCGUGACAUUAAAUGUGAAAAUAUCUUAAUAUCAAAGGAAAUGAAUAUUAGGAUCACUGAUUUUGCAUAUAUAGCACCAGAAAUAUUGCAACAUUUACCAUAUGAUCCUUUGAUAAGCGAUGUAUGGGCACUUGGAAUCGUUCUUACGAUUAUGCUGUUCAAUGACUUUCCUUUUGAAUUUGGAAAAAAAUCGAUGUUUAAAGUUUUAAAAAACAUUCGUCAGAAAAAUGUUUGCAUGGAUAGGAAAAUAGCGACAAAGUUAUCGGCUGAUUGUUUGAAAACAAUUAAUAAAAUAUUAGAACCAAAUCCAACUUAUCGACCAUCAAUAAAUGAAGUCGCAGGAAUGCCAUUUAUUAUUAAAAACAUUAUUGAUAUUUAGAGAAAAGGAACAAAAAGACUGACAAAUAAAUCUGUAAACAAAUAAAUAAAAUAUUAAUAAGACAAGACAAAUUUAAGUUUUCAUCUUUGAUUUUA
Clunio marinus is the source of this 899-nucleotide messenger RNA. NCBI's taxonomy places the organism in Eukaryota, Metazoa, Arthropoda, Insecta, Diptera, Chironomidae. The record is from the annotation of a GenBank genome assembly.